Molecule: messenger RNA, 509 nt
Organism: Thlaspi arvense
Lineage: Eukaryota; Viridiplantae; Streptophyta; Magnoliopsida; Brassicales; Brassicaceae
Source: the annotation of a GenBank genome assembly
CUCUAUUCUUCAACUCUCUCUUUUCAUCCACCAGCGUAGCCAAAUCACAAUAGGCCUUCAUGUCUCAAGACUCAAAUCUUUCCGAGAUGGCCCAAAGGUUGGAAGCGGUAGGAAACACGAUUUCCCAAAGCAGGUAUGAUUGGGAUGAUGGAUCUGACCAUUGUGAUGUAACAAAGAUAUAUGUACGAUGUGGUCUUGAAGGCAUACAGUUCGUCAAGUUCGACUAUGUCAAGACAGGACAACCAAAAGAUGGAGCAUUCCAUGGUCACGCGGGUGAAGGUUUGACACAGAUGUUUGAGAUUAACCAUCUAAAAAACGAACAUCUUAAAUCUGUUCUAGUCUAUCACUGCGGAUCCGUAGAGCCGGCAAAAUGGGCUGUCCUCGUCCAUUUGGACCAGUCCAUUUUUGUCCAUUUUAUCUGUGGACAUAUUGUGACCAUGUCCAUUAUGGACUAUGCCCAUUAUAGACUAUGCCCAUUGACGACCAAUUUCAAAUGGGCUGUCCAUUAA